GGUCAAAUUUGCUCUCUUUAAACAAUAAAUAUAUCAGCAGAAAAGAAGGAUCAGUUUUUUCUUAUAAAUUCGGCAAAUCCUUCAAACAGACCCUAAAACAUUCACAAGAAAUUAUACUAUCAGAAUCCUCAAGAAUUAAGAUGGCAGAGUUGUAUGACAAGCAGGCAGCAAUAUAUUUGGAUGCGAGGCCAAGAUAUCCAAGCGAAUGGUUUUCAAUGCUGGCUUCUCUAACCCCUGACCACUCUUUAGCUUGGGAUGCUGGCACAGGCAAUGGUCAAGCUGCUAUUGAUGUCUCAGAGCAUUACAAACAAGUGAUUGCAACUGACGUAAGUGAAGAACAGUUAAAGCAUGCUAUACAACAUCCCCAAGUUCAAUACUUUCACUCUCCAUCAUCAAUGUCUGAUGAUGAACUAGCGAACUUAAUCGGGGGUGAAAAUUCAGUUGAUUUAGUUGUUGCGGCUACAGCUGUGCAUUGGUUUGAUCUAGAAAAAUUCUACGCUGUCGUCAAUCGUGUGUUAAAGAAGCCUGGAGGUGUGGUUGCUGUUUGGAGUUACAAUAUCAUCCAAGUUAGCCCAGAAAUGGAUCCUCUAUUAAGGAAAUUCUACGAGGGAACUUUUCCUUUUCAAAACCCAAAAGUCAUGUACGCAUUUGAGUGUUACAAGACACUUCCAUUUCCUUUUGAAAGUGUAGGCGUAGGUUGUGAGGGGCAGCCUCUGGAAUUGGACUUGCCAAUGGAGAUGUCGUUUGAGAGGCUUUUGAAGUUGUUGAGUUCAGCUUCUGCUGUGAAUACAGCAAAGGAACAAGGUGUGAAUUUAUUGUCUGAUGAGGUUGUGAGGGAGCUUGAGAGUGCUUGGGGUGGACCUGAAUUGGUUAGAACUGUCAACUACAGAACCUAUAUGCUUGCAGGAAAAGUCAAGCUCUAAGCUCUAAGUUUUGAGUUCCAUUGUACUAAAAUCAUCUCCUCGUUGAACAUUCAUAACUUAAUAGUUUUUGUACUAGUAUUUUACCCCUUCCACUGUGGAGUGUAUAAUAAAUGUCAGUUGAGUUACUCGCUCUUUACACCAGAAAGAAUUCAUCAGGGCUCUUCCUGGCAGACUCAGAAUAAGUUCGUUUUUCUGCUGCAAUGCAUUGCAGAUUUCAAGAUGUAGCACUCAAUUGAAAUUAAUCAUACAUUGCAGAGUUCAAAACA
Molecule: messenger RNA, 1189 nt
Organism: Populus euphratica (Euphrates poplar)
Lineage: Eukaryota; Viridiplantae; Streptophyta; Magnoliopsida; Malpighiales; Salicaceae
Exons: 2
Coding region: 141-923 (260 amino acids)
Molecular function (GO): S-adenosylmethionine-dependent methyltransferase activity
Source: RefSeq, a predicted model, not a curated record